Wyeomyia smithii (pitcher-plant mosquito) is the source of this 3000-nucleotide messenger RNA. Its product is annotated as mucin-2-like. The transcript has 6 exons. Bases 463 to 2892 code for a protein of 809 amino acids. Gene Ontology annotation, molecular function: chitin binding. Gene Ontology annotation, cellular component: extracellular region. Lineage: Eukaryota; Metazoa; Arthropoda; Insecta; Diptera; Culicidae. The record is from RefSeq and is a predicted model, not a curated record.
UUCCAUUUUCUUAGGUUUUUUGUUUCUUGUCUGUGAAUCGCAAAAUUGUAUAAUCGAUUGCAAGGUGUACAUAAUCAGCCGGAAAGAAGGAGUGUAUUUCGCGUUGCGAACGAUCAGUGUUUGUUUGACUAACUCAUUUGAUUGGCCUAUCUACAGCCCCCAGUUUUUUUGUUUGCAUUGAGCACCGAAUUAGGGAUUGAUUCAAGGCAACAAAUUUGACCUAAUUUCGGUACAACCGUUGAUCCGGUCCGCGGACGCCGGAAGGAAACUGGUGAAACAUGAAAUUUGGAAACGGUCGUGUUCUGGAUAGAGACAAAUCGGUGUUUUAGUUUGGGGCAGACCCACGCGAGUAGCCCCAGUUGGGUAGAGUUCCACACAGCCAGGAGGUCUCCAGUUGGCGGCAGCAGUAGCAGUAGCAGCAGCAGAAGGAGUGCUCCUAACAUCUUGCGGAGCUGCCUUUCUAUGGCCAGCGGAAGUAAAAAGAUGCGGCGCAGGUCUAGAAUGAAGGUUCUUAAGAUUUUGCAGUCGUUCUCGCAAGGUACAUUCAUAGCAUUUGUACUACUGCUCUUGUACUGCGGAAUAAGCCUAGCAGAACCGGGCUAUCUAGACUUCGACAAUCUGCCGGAAACGAACUUCACGUGCGCCGGAAAAGUGAUCGGAGGAUACUAUGCCGACCUGGAAGCAUCCUGUCAGAUGUUUCACGUGUGUACAAUCGGCCAAGGCGAUGAACCGAUGGACAUUAAGUUCCUGUGCCUCAACGGGACGGUUUUCGACCAGGAAACACGCGUCUGCGAACGCGUCGAUGAGGUUGAUUGCUCUAAAUCGGAACGGUUCUAUUACCUUAAUUUAGAGUUGUACGGAAAUACUGUCAUCCCCGCGCCGGAAGAGAGCAGCUCGGAAGAUACCUCCAGCAGUGCUAGCAACCCAUCGUCGACGACUUCCACGACGAGUACGACAACCACAACAACGACAAGAAGGCCAACAACUACCACACCAUCGCGCAGAUACAUCUUCAACAACAGUAAAGGAACCUCCGUUGGACCUUCGAGUACUCCAACCGCGCCAAACCAUUCCUACCCAUCUUCGACCCAGAAAUCACCCGAGGAUGACGAAGAGUACGAAUACGAAGACGACUACGAAGAUAAGAGCGUCGGAAAUCCAUCACUUCCAACAGCCCAAGAUGAUGGCUCUUUCUCGCCGCAACAAUUUACUCUGCACCAACAAAAUCAGCCAAAGCCGCAGGAUGCGGUUAAACCUGGCAGCAAGCCAGCCGUAUCUUUCCAGCAGCAACAUUUCCAAAAUGGCGGGACGUUGGCAGUGACGAACUCACAUGUGACCGUUACUACUCACACCACUAGUACUAACGGAACUAGUAAUCCUAAGAAAAAUUCUCAACAGUUCAAUUUAACACAAAAAGAGAAAGUCAUUCUCGAGCAUCAGAAAGCUCAACAGCAGCAGGCUUACCUGCAGCAACAGAUGCACGCCAAACAACACGAGGAAUUACAACGAAAACAGCAGGAAGCUGCUGUACAACAGCAGCAGAAAGCUAUCCAGCAGCAACAGAAACAGGUCCAGCAGCACGAAUCCGAAAUCAAAAAUCACCAGGCGCUGCUCAUACUGCAUCAGCAAAAAAUUACUCGCCAACAGCAAAAGCAGAUGCCAUCAACGACGCGACCUCCUAUCUACAACCCUUACGUGACCAUAAAUCCUCAGCAACAGCAGCACGCUCAAGCACCAAAGAGAAUUCCGCUUCUGGCGGCGGAAAUCCCCCUUGAACCGCCGGAACAUUCCCCACAGCAGCCACCCAGCGCUGCACAGUUGGCUCCCUUUCGGCUGCGGGCACAGGGCUUCAAGCUUCCCUCCCAGCAGCGGCCCGAGCAGGAGGAUCGCUUCGAAGGCUACCGGAGGCAGUUACCCCCACAGGUCUCCUUGCACCUACCCUUUGAACAGCUGCGCCACCAGAAAGACAUAUCGCUUCAGUUCGAUCCGGACGUUGAGGACUUGACGCAGAUUCCCCAACACAAAGAGCUCAAACGGUCCGAUCCUCCGCUUCACAGUUCGAUCCACGGCAACCACGCACCACCGGUGGUAUCGACCACGAUAAGUGCCUCACCGACGUUAAAAUCCAGCGAAUCCAAGCCAGCCAUUUCGGUAACGCCGGAACCAGCCAACGCUAGCUUCCAGGACGACCCCGUCGAGUAUGACUACGAAGAAGACUACAGCUCCGAAGCGGCCGCGGACACACCAGCCAAGAAUCCUAGUUUAGAUAGCGUUAAGUCAAACACAAAUAGCGAAAUUGUAGUUGCGAGCAAACGUUCCGGAGAGAAUCAGCUCAGCGUCCAUACGGUCAGUGCCGGUGGUGGCACCUCUAGCAAGACUAGCACCCCAAGUAGCAGUAGCUCUAGCAGUAGCAAUAGUUCUAAGGGCAAAACAAAUACUAGUAGAUUUAUCAUCAACAAUGAACAUCACAAGAGUUCAACCAGUUCGUACAACCGGGGUCGAACCGAUCGAGUGUACGAUAAACGACCUUCGACUACGGGGUCGUCAGUGUCGCAAAGACGACCCAGCUAUUUCGCUCGAACGCCGAAGGUGAUCGUUACGACCAGCACUUCGAUUCGAGACAACAACGGGCGAACGAUCAACUAUUCUGUCAGCAGUAGCGAUCCGUCCGCACCUUCGACGACUGCUUCCAGUCAGCCAGUAGCCCGAAGCAAAGUGGUAGGUGCGGUGCGAUCAUACGACGAGUACAAAGACGAUGACGUGCUCACGGACCCCUUCUUCCUUGACGUGCCCAGAGUGCCGGGAGGUGGAACUGGACGCUCGAAACGAGACACUUUGACAGUACGGAAGCGAAGGAAGCAGUUCAUGUUUAUUGUUCCUCGGUUUAUGUGACAUUCAUCACUAGAAAAAGUACAUUACGUCUAGGCACUACUACAAGGGUGUACGUAUUGCUCAUCUGUUUUGGCAAGUUAUGGUCAAACUUCUUAAAAAAAAGACAAA